AUGGAUCCUCAGUUGUUGUGCUGUGAGUUGGACCGGCCGGCCGUCCGGAGGGCCUACCGGGACGCCAACCUGUUGAAUGACCGGGUGCUGAGCGCUCUGCUGCGGGCUGAGGACAAGUACCUGCCCGCUGCCAACUACUUCAAAUGCGUCCAGAGAGAGAUCGCUCCGUACAUGAGGAGGAUAGUGGCCACCUGGAUGCUGGAGGUGUGUGAGGAGCAGAAAUGUGAGGAGGAGGUUUUCCCUCUGGCUAUGAACUACAUGGACCGCUUCCUGUCAGUGGAACCCACCAAGAAGAGCCACCUGCAGUUACUGGGAGCUGCCUGCAUGUUCCUGGCAUCCAAACUGAAGGAAACGAUCCCUCUCACUGCAGAGAAACUGUGCAUCUACACCGACAACUCCAUCGCACCUACUCAGCUGCUGCAAAUGGAGCUGCUGGUUUUGAACAAGCUGAAGUGGGACCUGGCUUCAGUGACCCCUCUCGACUUCAUUGACCACUUCCUGUCUCAGCUGCCUGUCAGGAGAGACAACCGGCCCAUACUCAGGAAGCACGCUCAGACCUUUGUGGCUCUGUGUGCCACAGAUGUAAAAUUUAUCGCCAGCCCUCCAUCUAUGGUAGCAGCAGGCAGCAUGGUGGCAGCAGUGGAGGGCCUACAGAUGAGAAUGGUGGGCAAUGCCACGAUGUCUCAGAAACUGACUGAACAGCUGGCACAGACCAUCAGGAGUGACCCGGACUGUCUCCGGGCGUGUCAGGAGCAAAUCGAGUCGCUGCUUGAAACCAGUCUCAGACAGGCACAGCAACCGCAACACUCGGCUGCUACCAUGGAAACUAAGAACAUCAGUGAGGAGCAGGACCUCUCAACUACACCCACAGAUGUCCGGGACAUAAACAUCUGAUGAGUGCUGCCAGUCAUGCUGCUGGAUAGAAAAGAGAAGCAGGUUGAACUGAUGGAAGUGGAUGGUCAUCUUUUUGACAAACACAAAAACACACACGUGGCUAAGUUUCCCAUGAUGUGGUGUGUAUUUUGGGACGUUCACAAGAAACUGGACUCAACGGCGUAUCGGAACUGUUCAUAUGAAGUCCAGUAUACACUGUGGCGGGGACCAGAAGGAGAUGCGGACACCAUCACGUCCAGAACAUUGACGACCGUAAUACUGGAAUUCAGCUAAUGCUGAAGGAAUGGCUGAGAGAGUAAUGUCUGUUAAAGUGUGGGUAACGGCUAAGAACCCACCAAAGGGUUGUUUCAAGGCCCGUCUGUACCCACGCCUCCUCUCACAUUCAAACUGUGUAGCCUCAGAGACAGAGACUAAUUGGUGCGUUUAGACGUUCCUGGGCCUGUAUUUAUCAAAAGUUUGAUUUACACAAGAAGGUAGAAGAGUCAUUUUCUGAAAGUAAACUAUAAGAGAUUUAUCAAGCAACCCAUUUCUACUGACGGUGAAGUGUUAGAGAAGCUCUUUAGUGAUCAAAUGGAAACACAACGUGGUGUUACAUCCUAUUAAAUGUGCAUUUGGAGAUUUACUAGGGUGCGGCAGCGGGAAACAAGCUCAUUCUGUAUUAUACGUUUUCCUUCACAUUCCAUGUGAUAUAUAUUACCUAUACUGCAUUAUACAGUCAUUUUAAAACAUGUCUUUUGAAGGUGUGUGUCCUUGGCCAAUUUAAGAGACCUGUCUUUAUUU
Messenger RNA from Sebastes umbrosus (honeycomb rockfish), 1674 nucleotides. RefSeq names its product G1/S-specific cyclin-D1-like. NCBI's taxonomy places the organism in Eukaryota, Metazoa, Chordata, Actinopteri, Perciformes, Sebastidae. The coding region runs from base 1 to 894 and encodes 297 amino acids. Gene Ontology annotation, biological process: regulation of cyclin-dependent protein serine/threonine kinase activity; mitotic cell cycle phase transition; positive regulation of G1/S transition of mitotic cell cycle. The record is from RefSeq and is a predicted model, not a curated record. The transcript has 5 exons. Gene Ontology annotation, cellular component: cyclin-dependent protein kinase holoenzyme complex; nucleus; cytoplasm. Gene Ontology annotation, molecular function: cyclin-dependent protein serine/threonine kinase regulator activity.